CUUCACCUCUUCGCCGAAAAUAUUAUUCCCAACCUUCUUGAUAUCUGGACUGGUCGCUUCAAGGACUUGGAUGAAGGUUGCGAAAGCUAUGUGCUCGACAACAAUGUUUGGUCUGCUAUCGGAGCUGAAACGCUAGCUGCAGUCAAGGAGAUUCCAUCUGCAUUCGUGCGCAAGAUGGGCAAUAUAGCAGAGGACAGGUCGGGUUACACAGCAGAAUCCUAUGCCUUUUGGUUCAUGUAUCUCGCGCCUCAUCUCCUCGCUGGCCGCUUCAAGCAUCGCAAGUAUUACGACCAUGCUAUGGAGCUUGUUGCCAUCAUGAAAGUGACUCUACAGUACUCCUUGACACACCAAGAAAUCAAUUGGCUAGAGAAUGCCUGUGAUUCAUGGGUUCACAAGUAUGAAGAGUAUUAUUAUCAAUAUGAAGACUCACGGCUUGCCUUCUGUGUGCUAACUAUUCAUGGCCUACUACAUGUAGCCCCAGAUAUCUGUGUAUGUGGCCCCAUGUCAGCCACAUGGUCUUGGUACAUGGAGCGCUACUGUGGGUUUCUGAAAAAGGCCUUACUCUCUCGCAAACAACCCUGGCAAAAUCUCGAUGAACGGGUCAAGCAGUUCAGUAACCUGGCACAUUUACGCAUGAAGUACGACCUUAGCACAGAGCUUCCAAUGGAGAGGCAUAGCAGCGAUAAUGUCAGGGCCGGUGAACAUGUGUACGAGGAGUGUGAGUUAAUC
Messenger RNA from Phanerochaete carnosa HHB-10118-sp, 729 nucleotides. RefSeq lists its product as uncharacterized. The record is from RefSeq and is a predicted model, not a curated record. The annotation marks the transcript as partial. The transcript is spliced from 2 exons. Lineage: Eukaryota; Fungi; Basidiomycota; Agaricomycetes; Polyporales; Phanerochaetaceae.